AUGAAGCUAUCCGGCGCCUUUGUCGCCUCAUCGCUGUACUGCACCGUCCUUGCAGCUCGCCCCACCGUCAGUCCCGAGACUGCGCGUCUGAUCAUUGCCCAGCGCCUGGGCCUAUCGCGAUUCCACUCUGUCGAGCACCCCGACGCCGAGACAAUCAGACACAUCAACACGUACGGAGGAAGGCACCAGAAGCUGUUUGGCGCAGACGAUGCAGAGCAAUCCAAGGCGCACCUGCUGAUGUGGGUGGAGGGCGCCGAGCAAGAUGAGGCAACAGUCAUCAUCAACGAUGGAUCAGACCGCACACACGACUUUGCGAUAUCGAGUGCGCCAUCUAUCGAAGACAAUGAGCGCCUGGUCAUGGACUUCAUAGCACAAGCCAAGUCGCUGCCGGCACUCUCAGACCCCCAGCAACGGACAUACACGUCCAACUUCGACAUUGAGUCGGCGCUCCCACCGAACGAGAAGUCGGACGCUUACAAUGGCUACCUCAACAUCUGGACCACCGGCGCGAAAGACGACCUAUCGACCGAGCAGAUUGCCCAGGUGCUGAGCAGCGUCAACAAGAAGGCCGAGGAGACGGGUUUCUCCACGACUGUCGUCAUGAUGCCGCGUUCAGCCAAGUCCAAGUCCAAGCGCGCUGCCCAACCGUGGGGCGCCUACGAUGUCCCCUCCAAGGAGGCCCGCCGCCAGAACCCCGAGGCAAUCCUCUCCUCGCAGCCCGUACCUGCUGUCUCCAAGGUGCCUGACCUUGAAGACUUCCCCGUCGUCAUUGCGGCCGACAACAAGAAGGGACCUGUUCGCGGUAUCCUUCCUAGCUGCUUCAAGUCCAUGUCGGCUUGCGAGACUCAGACCCACAACUGCUCCAGCCACGGCGAGUGCAAGCUCCUCCACAAGGGACGUGGAUCCGGUUCUGAUCAGGAGACAAUUGACUGCUAUGGAUGCGCCUGCGCCGCUACGGUCGAGCACAAAGACGGAAAGGGUAUGGAGGGCCAGAGGAAGGUCACCUACUGGGGCGGCCCCGCCUGCCAGAAGAAGGACAUCUCGGUUGAGUUCUGGCUCUUUGCCGGUGCCGGUGUCACUCUGGCAUUCUUGAUCUCUGCUGGUAUUGGUAUGCUCUACAGCAUGGGUGCCGAGGAGCUGCCCAGUGUUAUCGGUGCCGGUGUCAGCGGUCCCACAAGGAAGUAA
Messenger RNA from Alternaria ethzedia, 1185 nucleotides. RefSeq lists its product as uncharacterized. The coding region runs from base 1 to 1185 and encodes 394 amino acids. Gene Ontology annotation, cellular component: endoplasmic reticulum. NCBI's taxonomy places the organism in Eukaryota, Fungi, Ascomycota, Dothideomycetes, Pleosporales, Pleosporaceae. The transcript is spliced from 2 exons. The record is from RefSeq and is a predicted model, not a curated record.